AUGAACUUCAAUACAACAGUUCUGCAUGACUCCAAUGUCUUAUCCCAUUCCCACUCAAAGAAAUCUACACCGGACAUUGUCUUCUACAUCAUCAUUAUUCUCUUAGGCACCACUGGAAACUCUUUGGUCAUCUGGGUGUCCGGUGUCCGUAUGAAACCCAAUGUCAACAAUGUGUGGUUGGUCAACCUCGCCGUGGCUGACCUGAUCUUCUGCGUGUCACGAGUGACCUCACUUGUCACAAAUUUCAUUGGCCACUGGCCAUUUGGGGACUUUGUCUGUAAGUUUAUGAGCUUUAUCAAGUACGCCAACAUGUUCUGCAGUGUUUUUCUUCUGGCUGUCAUCAGUGUUGACCGAGUGAUCUGCGUGCGGUGCCCAGUGAUCACCAGGAGGAAACGGACGUUAUAUGCUGCUCGUGUGGUCAGUUUGGGGGUUUGGAUUGUGGCGUUGAUAUUCAGUUUACCAAACUUAGUGUUCCGGAAGAUCCAUACUGAUCACAACAACUUGAGCCACUGCUAUGACAAGAAAGAAGGAAAUUCAGUAAAGUAUGCUUUCUACUACAUUCGCUUCUUUUGUGGAUUUUUGUUUCCUUUCCUGGUGAUCUUUAUCUGCUACACACUGGCUGCUGUUGGGAUUCGAAGAACGAGAUUCUCCGGCAAAUCAAGACCUCUCCGGAUUCUUGCUUUAUUGGUUUUAGCCUUUUUCUUAUGCUGGGCACCUUAUCACAUCCUAGGUCUUCUUAAGAUGAUAAAUAGAAAACACCCUGCUGUAAAAUUAGGAUUCCGUACAUCUUCAAAUCUAGCGUAUUUUAACAGCUGUGUGAACCCAAUAUUAUACUUCUGCAUAGGACUGAAUCUUAAGCAGCGCUGCAAUCAAAGCCUCUUAGGGAUUUUUCACCGAGCUCUUGCUGAAGAAGACCAAACUCCUACACAGGAUGGCACUAUUGAGGAACAAUCUAACAGUGUUUCAUUGGCUGCUGGUACAACACCUGAAUGACUGUAGAUUAAGUGCAUCACAUUUUCAUCAGCUAAAAUACCUAUCAGGAUCAAUGUUUAGCCAGCUUCAAAUUUUUUUCAAUGAGAUAUGAGGUACGCUGAGGCAGACGUGAAGUAACUUAAAGUAUUAAUAAGUAUGAUUACUAAUGUUAAUUUUGGAAUAGCCUUCUACAGCAUCUCUCUAAAAACACUUAAAACUUGGCUUCACUCAAUGAUUUCACAUUGAUUUUAAUAUUUGACGUAACCUUUUUCAGUUAAUAUUAAAGAUAUCAAGGUUAUAUUUUCACAAAAUGUUCUUGACAUUAUGCAGGAUGAUUUUACGGUAACAGUAAAUCACAAAUGACCUUAGAUGGGUUUUCAUAGGCAGGGUUACAUUUGAUCAAUGUGUGGUUUAACAUCAAAACUGAAAGAAGUGAUUAUGAACAGUGGUGAAUCAUAAGUGAUGUUAAUUUGGUUGUAUUGUUGUUUAGUAUUUUCAGUUUUAUACACCAGCUGGUUAAUUAUUGAAUGUGUUGUAAACUAUUUUAACUGCAAACAAGCUUAUUUUUAUUUUUUGUUUAGUCUUUAAAAGCCUUGAAAAGUCUAACAUUUUUCUUAUCUGAAAUCUGUUUAUUAUUUGUCACCUUUGUGUUAGUUUGGUAGAUAAAUAACAGUUAUUGUUUCCAGAUUUCAACAAAAUAUUUAAAUCUCAUAAUUACAUAUAUAAAGAGAAACAAAAUUCUUUAACUACUUAUGCUAUGUUAAAAUGUGUUGCAUAGUUCCUUUGGUCAUCCCAAACAUUUUUUUCCAUUUAAAUUAAUGGUUUAUAAAAUAAAUGACCUAUUUAAAAUGGUAAAAUAAAAAUG
Paramisgurnus dabryanus is the source of this 1837-nucleotide messenger RNA. Its product is annotated as C3a anaphylatoxin chemotactic receptor-like. Gene Ontology annotation, molecular function: G protein-coupled receptor activity; complement receptor activity. The record is from RefSeq and is a predicted model, not a curated record. Lineage: Eukaryota; Metazoa; Chordata; Actinopteri; Cypriniformes; Cobitidae. Gene Ontology annotation, cellular component: plasma membrane. Gene Ontology annotation, biological process: positive regulation of cytosolic calcium ion concentration; inflammatory response; phospholipase C-activating G protein-coupled receptor signaling pathway.